GAAUCGAAGAGGAAGAACAGAGAUUAGAACUUAAGAACAAUUCUAGGGUUAGGGGACUGUGACCAGAAUUUUGAACUAGGGAAACCAUCAUUCUUUGAAUGGAGAGAAACGGAGACGGAGAUGAAGAGAACUUGCAGAGAGCUCCUACAAGGGUUAGGUCAAGACCAGACCCUUUCUUGAUCGUCUGCAAAUGUUUCAGCGUCGUGGUUGCCUUAACGGCCUUUCUCUGUAUUGCUGUUAAUAUUCUCUCUGCCGUCAGAUCUUUCAAGAAUGGAUCCGAUGUUUUCGAUGGGAUUUUCCGCUGCUAUACUGUUGUUAUUGCGUUUUUUGUCGUUCUCGCAGAAACCGAAUGGGGAUUCAUUAUCAAGUUCUCGAAAAUAUUGGAGUAUUGGGCUGGUAGAGGCAUGCUGCAAAUCUUUGUAGCUGUCAUGACAAGAGCUUUCCCUGAUACUAGUGGAAAGCGGAAAGAUCUAGUGCUGCUUCAAAAUAUAGCAAGCUAUCUGCUCCUUGCAUGUGGUGUGGUCUAUUUUAUUUCGGGUAUCCUUUGCAUUGGUUUUCUUAAACGUGCUCGCCAGAACAAAGAAGUUUCAAGAGAGCAAGCAGCUAAAGAUCUGGAGGAAUUGGAGCGGCGAAGAGAGGAGCUUGAAGCAUUGCUGGUCCAGGAAAGGGUUUGAGACAACUUAUAUGCUAGAGGCAGCCAAUGAGUCCUGUAGACCCUGUAUGAGUACCAUUGUUGUAUGAUUGCUGAUGUUUCUUUUGACUGAUUUCUCAUCAACUUACGUUCGUUCUUUUGGAGAAUUUGGAAACCUUGUAGGAG
Telopea speciosissima is the source of this 817-nucleotide messenger RNA. RefSeq lists its product as uncharacterized. The coding region runs from base 99 to 674 and encodes 191 amino acids. Lineage: Eukaryota; Viridiplantae; Streptophyta; Magnoliopsida; Proteales; Proteaceae. The transcript is spliced from 7 exons. The record is from RefSeq and is a predicted model, not a curated record.